UCCGGAAAAGCACAAACCGCCGAUCCGAAACGAGGCCUGGUCAGCAUUGAUCAGUCGUGAUAGGCCGCUGCGUGUUCCUCCGGCUAUCAGGACCCUAUCUGACCGGCCACCUGCAGGGUUGUGCGGCUCGCAUCUGGCUCGAAACUGUCACUUUCUUCCUCGGAAAGAAGGCACAGCGCCCGCCCCUUAUGAGAACCGGCCGGAGAACACAGAACAGGACAGGACAGGACAGGACCGGUUCGGCGUGGUUGAGUAGAACACCUGAGGGGAGUGAAUUUACGAUAUUAUGACAGCCGGCGCUGCUGCCAGUGGUCGCGCUGCCGAAAAGGCUUCGAAUUUCCGUGGCCAGCUGGGUCGCUUUCGACUGAAUCCGACCGUGGCUGUUUCGUCGUCGCUCACGAAUACAUCGCAAGUCGUCCCGCCGCCUGCGCAGUCGGUUCCCUCGUCCUCCGUGUCUCCCGGCUCCUCUUCCUCGAUACAGCACGUUGAAAACGCCGUACCUGCGUCUUCGGCGCUCUCGACAACCUCGUCAAUAUACGGCAAGCGGCCUUUAUCGCCGCAGAGCCCUGAAGCGGGUGAUCGGGAUGGCCAUGGUUCAAAGACCAAACGCGUCUCGACCGCAUGCGAGUUCUGUCGCAAGCGCAAGAAAAAAUGCGACUUUCGCUACCCGAAUUGCUCCGCUUGUACUCGUGCCGGGGUUGUGUGCACAGUGCUCACAUUAGGUCAGUCGGUUGCGCAUCAACCCGUCCCUCGAGACCAAAUUGAGAACCUACAAAAGCGAGUAGAAUGGCUGGAGCAGACGCUGCGAUCACGGACCGGAUUAGACCUGUCCAAUAAACCGACAGGUGCUAAUGUUGCCAUUGAAGAGGGACAGGAUCAACAGCAGCAACCACCACCGCCGCCGCCGCCGCCGCCGCAGCAACAUCAAGAGGAACAGGAACAACAACAAGACCCUGAUCAGUGGUUCCAUGUGCCGACUUUGCUUGCACAACCACGAGCCGGCCCGGGCCUGAGCGCUCAGAAUGAUGCAGUUGACGUGGUCAACUCACCAAUGAGUAGACCAUCAUCAUUACCCUCUUUGGAUGGUGGACAAUUACCCAAUAUAUCGGAGAUAUUUCGUGAUAAGCUAGAAAAUAGACGCAGCUCAGUUCCUCGUCCUACAUCAUCGGCUAUACCAUCGGUGCGGCGACUAUCAUCAUGGGAGGAAGCGGAGCGACUUGUGGGCCAGUACUUUGAGGGUGUUGGAACACAGUAUCCCUUCCUCCACAAAGUCGAAUUCAUGCGCGGAAUGCGACGCAUUUACUCAAACCAACCGGUCUCUCCACAGGUGCAGAACUCGUACCACAUGACAAUAGCAACAGCUCUGCUGACAACCACGAACGAUAUCACACAAGCGACCGCCUUCUAUGGAGCGGCGAGACAGACAUUAACACCAACCCUGCAGAAUGAGGACCGAGUGUCGUUGCAAGCACUCCUGAGUUUGGCUCUAUAUUCUUUAUCAACGCCAUCGGGACCCAGUAUUUGGCAUGUCUUGGGAACGGCAAUGAGGCUUGCCACGAGUUUAGGCCUGCACAAAGCCAGACCGCCUCCAAAUGUGUCGACAAAGGAUAUACGCGAGCAUGAGAUGGACAAGCGUGCUUUUUGGAGCCUUUACAAUCUUGAUCGCUUGAUUUCGGUUACACUCAGCCGACCAUUGGGCAUUUCUGAUGAAGACAUUGUAGUUGAUAUACCUCGCGAGCUGGACGAUAACUGGAUGGAUGCCCCUCGAAAUUGUUCCAUGUCAAUAUCAGUGCAGGUGGUUCAAUUACGUCGGAUUUUCUCGCGGAUAUAUCGAUGCUUCUACAAUCCACAUGCCGACCCGAACGUCCCAAACGUGCUACACCUAAUCGAGGAUUUUCGACAAGAACUCGACGCAUGGCGUUCCUACGCUCCCAUUAUCGAAAGCUGUGUGCAUUACUCCACCAACUACUACGACUUUCUCUACAAUUCUGCAUUAACACUUCUAUACCGCCCUUCCAUACUCAACCCUUACCCAAACCACGAUUGCAUCGUCAGCUGUGGCAACGCCAGCAUUCUCAUAAUCCAGUCGUAUUCGCGUAGCUACUCGAUUGGCAAAAUUAAAUGGCUGUGGAUUACCCUGUGCCACGUAUACUCUGCGGGAGUGACCAUUCUAUGGUGUCUCGAGCAAAAUAUCCGCUCGUUGCGGCAGGGAAACAGUGUUAUAUGGGACAAUACGCAGGGAUACGAUUCUCUCGACACUGUACAAGUAUUGCUCGACGAGUUUCGACAAAAACGUCAGGGCGCAGACCGUCUGAUAAGCCAGUUCAAAGCGCAGACUCAACAGGUUUUGAAUCGCAUGGCUGAAGUCACUAUGGAACAACAGCAGCAACACCAGAUAUUCGACCAGAUUCCGACCAACCUCAUGACCCCUACUGAUCCAAUGAUGAUGGUUAAUCCGUUGUUUUACAAUUAUCAUUGGCUGGGUCAAGAGGUUGCAUCUUUCUACGGUUUGUAAUCCACUGAUUAGUAUCUAUCAGAUGUGGCAUGGCGCUCUUCCCUUUCUCUUAUUUUCCUUGUGUCUAGCGCAUAUUAAGCGUGAACUUCUGAUUGAUCUUUAAUCUCCCUCUUUUCUG
This is a messenger RNA of Talaromyces proteolyticus, 2633 nucleotides long. Its product is annotated as putative C6 transcription factor. Lineage: Eukaryota; Fungi; Ascomycota; Eurotiomycetes; Eurotiales; Trichocomaceae. The record is from RefSeq and is a predicted model, not a curated record. Gene Ontology annotation, molecular function: DNA-binding transcription factor activity, RNA polymerase II-specific; zinc ion binding; sequence-specific DNA binding. Gene Ontology annotation, biological process: positive regulation of transcription by RNA polymerase II; DNA-templated transcription. The transcript is spliced from 2 exons. The coding region runs from base 287 to 2515 and encodes 742 amino acids.